UUUCAGAUUUUUAUUUUUGAACAUAAAAUGGCUCACACUUUUGCGUGCCCACGUGGAGAUUGUGGACUUUUUUCGCUUUCCAAACUGGACGAUCAUCUCACUGCGGAUCAUCAUCUGGAACACAUGUGUUCAGAGUGCGAAGAGAGCUUUGGCUCUGCAGAAGAGGCCAAAGAGCAUACUCUUUUAGCUCACGAAAAUGCUCAAACAUUCGAUGAUCCAAAAAUUAGAAAUACUAGAAUUGUAGAUUCCAUAAUUGCAGCAGUGAGAGUAUCCGGUGAUGUGAUUGAAGAAUUCAAUUCAGUGAUCAUGCGAGCGGUUAUUCGUCAUUGGGGAAACACGAGCACGGAAAAGCUGAUUGCUGUCGUUGAUUCUCCAAUGAUUACUCGUGACUUCUAUAUCGACUGUUUUGAAGCUUUAAAGAUGAGAUACGAUUCUGGAGAGAAGUCCAUCGAUCUUCUCUGUCGUUUGGCAAAAUUGUGUACAAAAAUUGGAAAUUUUGUUGAGAAGGAAAAGAGAAAGGACAUCAUAAUCAAAGGAAAGAUGUACGCUACCGAAGCCUGGAACACCGAUUCGUACAACAUCUUGGCUGCUCAUUGGGCCGCUGUGAUGUCAGGAAAGGCAAUCGAAUAUCUUGAAGGCGAUGAAAAGAAUCUGGAGAUGAGACACUGCAGACAAUAUCUCGAUCGUGCCAUCUCUAUCCAGGCAGGAAAAAAUGCAAUGUACAAUAAUAUUCUUGGCCGUUGGGCUCUUUCAGCACUGGAGAUUUGGGAGUCUGACCGACAACAGUUAAUUCAUCAUUAUGCCACCCCAUAUGACGCUAUCGACGAUGCCAUUUAUCAGUUCAGAUCCGCUUUCGAUCUCAUACCGUAUUGGAUCGAUAAUAUUGUACACCUGGGCAAAGCGCUUCUUUACAAUGAAAACAAAGAAGCCGCCAUUGGAAUGUUUCAGCUCGCACUCAAAAUGGACCCGUCGAACGAUAUCGAGAAAGAGUUGCUCGCCGACGCCCUUGACUUGUGCUCAAUUUGAUCCUUCUUUUAUUUCCAUUUUAUUUUCUGUGUCUCAUUUUUCCGUUUGCACUUUCCUCCGUUUUUUUAUUGUAAAAAUUCCGUAAAAAUCGGCCCAAAAUUCCCAUUUUCAGGGGAUUCUUGGAGCCCAACUUCUUUUUUUAAAAAUUUGGAUUUUUAAAUUUUUCCCCGAUUUUCUAUAGGAAAUUCCAAAACAUUUACUGAAAAAUAGAAAAAAAAAUGGCCAGAUUUCUCGAAAAAAUUAAAAUUUUUGGAAUUUUUCUGAUUUUUAGCUAAUUUUUUGAAAAAACUGGCUCAAAAAUUUUUUUUUGGUAUUUUUUAAAGAAUUUUUAUUUUUAGAAAAUCCGUGAAAAUUGAGGGAAAUUGAGCCAGAAAUUUGGUAUUUUGGAGCCCAAAAUCUGUUAAUUUUUAUUUUUAAAUUUCCACGAAUUUUAAGCUAAUUUUCUGAAGAAGUUGGCUCAAAAUUUCGGUUUUUUGGAAUUUAUUUUUUUCCUGAAUUCCUAGAAUUUAUAGUGUAGUUGAUCCGGAAAUUCUAUUUUUCUCAAAUAAUUGAAAAUUUUUACUUUCAGAAAAUCCCUGAAAAUUGAGUGAAAUUGAGCUCAAAAUUCAUAUUCUUCUCAAAAAAUUGAUUUUUCUGUUGAAACUUCCUUGAGAAAAUUUCUAGAAGAAGCUGGCUCAAAAUUUCGAAUUUUUGGAAAGUUUUUGGAAUUUUCAUAAUCAAGUUUUUUUCGAAAAAAUUGAAAUUCCGCCGAGUUUAAGCUAAUUUUUAGAAUUUUUCUCAGUUAACGGUUCUUUUCUAGUGAAAAAUUCCAAAAUUUAGAAAUUUAAAAAUCCCUUUUCCCCUUAUAAAUUGCCCCAAACAUUUCCGCUUCAACCAAUUUUUCAACAUUUUUAUUCUAUAUUUAACGGCUAUACAAAAAAAUCGAUAAUUUCUCAGGUUUUCACCUCUAUUUCCUAUCUUGUUCACACGCCUCGGUCCCAAAAUUUAAUAGAUUUUCAGGCCAAAAAAACCAAUGGGGUUUUUACAAAUUCUUCAAGAAUGUCGAGCCGAAGGACUAUGGCCAAUUGGGCCAUCUUGUAAUAAGGUGCUGUGAAAAAUUUGGAAAAAAAUUAUUAUACAUUCGUCGAAAAAUUUCAUCUCAGUUUAAAGGCGCACACAUUUUUUGUACUUUGGGUCUCACCACGAUUUCGACUUUUUGAAGCUUAAAAUCACUAAAAAUUACGUGGAUCGUGGCAGGACAAAAAAGUGUUAUUAUACAUUCGCCAAAAAAUGCCAGCUGAUGAAAGGUGCAUGUUUUUUGCAAAAAUUGCAAAAAAUUACCAAUCGAAAAAAAAAACUCAUAUUUUUCCGAUGGGUCUCGCCACGAUCUGCGUCUUUUGGAUCCUAAAAGAACCCAAAAUUAUGUGAAUCGUGGCGGGACCCAGAAGUGUAUGCGCCUUUAAAAUAGGAGAGUAUAUUUUUGAGAAUGUGUAAUAAUUUAU
Caenorhabditis elegans is the source of this 2507-nucleotide messenger RNA. It is a transcript of the gene sup-35, whose product is annotated as Regulator of microtubule dynamics protein 1. Lineage: Eukaryota; Metazoa; Nematoda; Chromadorea; Rhabditida; Rhabditidae. The coding region runs from base 28 to 1026 and encodes 332 amino acids. Gene Ontology annotation, cellular component: spindle microtubule; spindle pole; mitotic spindle pole. The record is from RefSeq and is marked reviewed. The transcript has 5 exons.